This is a messenger RNA of Pichia membranifaciens NRRL Y-2026, 837 nucleotides long. RefSeq lists its product as hypothetical. NCBI's taxonomy places the organism in Eukaryota, Fungi, Ascomycota, Pichiomycetes, Pichiales, Pichiaceae. The coding region runs from base 42 to 746 and encodes 234 amino acids. The transcript has a single exon. The record is from RefSeq and is a predicted model, not a curated record.
GAACACAAGCUUUCAUAAGGUAAAUACGCCUUGAAGUAAUAAUGGAUUCGCUAGAGUUACAACAGCAGAGUGGGGCAGUGGAUGAGCCGCAAAAUCCUCUAGACGAGGAACUCGAUAUUCCUGACGAUGUGUUCGUCAACCAGGAGAAUGUGGCGUUGCCUCAACCAAAAACUAGAGCCAACAUUAUGCAAUUCGAGCAGGAGCUGAGUGAGAAGGCUGUUAUUGCAAAUGAUGAGGUAUAUAGGGCUCGCAAAAGAGUGGACAGAGCAGAUGUCACCAAAUACAAAGUGCAAAAGGCUCUAGCACAAACAAAUAACGAGAAUAGUCUCAUAGCUCUUAUCAGAAGAAUAAGUAACGACAUCGGCAGCAUCAACCGAAACAUCAACACUAUGCAGACCAAUAUCAACACUAUGCAGACUGAUAUAAAUUCGAUAAAAGAUGAAGUUAGCGGAAUGAAACCAUUAAUGCUUUAUGUUCGAACUUCCGAGAAUGCUCGUAGACGGGAGCUGAGAGAACCUUCAAUACCGGUUCCUUUUUUGGUUGGAGAAGGGCCAGAAGGCACUGAUUUGCCAUCAAUCAAUUCAGUUGAAGACAUCGAAUUGUUAGACCUAGAGCAACUCCGUCGCUUCCUAACUGGUUAUAACGUGCGGUAUGCUCUUCGUACAAGCAGGGUAAACAUGAAAAUAAUGUUGAGAGACACACUUGGAUUCUGUCGUGUGAGUGACAUGAGAAUGAAUUUUUCAUAGUACAAAAUUGCUCUAUGGUUUAAUAUAUACAUAUAUAUCAUUGUUAGUAUUAAUUUAUGGGUUAUUACAAAUACAUAUUUUCAUACAGGAA